GAAAUUUGGACACAACGCGCGAGAAGAAUAUCAUUAAAUACUAACAGAAACUAGCGCACAUUAGACGAGCUGCAAACUACAUACGGGUCUGCCGAGAUCAUUACUCACGUGAUCAUUUUUAUCCAAUCGGAGUCGCGUGUGAGCCGUUUUGAAAAUGUUUCAGGAAGUGCACGUUUGUUGAAAGGGUUUGUUUGAUCGAGCUGCACGAUGUCUACGUCGAAUUUUAAGAAUAAGUGUGUUGCUCAAGUGAACUGCAUUUACUGCGACAGUCUUCUGUGUACAAGAGGCAUGAAAGCUGUGCUUUUAGCAGAUACAGAAAUCGAGCUGUUCUCCACUGACAUGCCUCCAAACAGGACUGUCGAUUUUGUUGCAGGUUGCUAUUCGACAGAAAGCUGUAAAUGCAAAUUAAGAGACAUCGCCUGCCUGAAGUGUGGAAAUGUUGUGGGGUAUCAUGUAGUGGCUCCGUGCAAACCUUGCCUGCUCUCCUGUAAUAAUGGCCACUUCUGGAUGUUCAACAGUGAAGCUGUUUCCACCAUUAACAGACUGGAUGCAACAGGAGUGAAUCUGUUGCUGUGGGGAGAUCUACCGGAGUUGGAGGGAAGUGAGGAUGAGAGCACAGACAGCCUUUCAGAAGAGGAAUACAUCAGAUAGAAGGCCACAGAGGUACUAUAGACCCUCCACCACCCCCCUCUUUAAUGAACUACUUGCGAGACUCAAGAAUCUUCAUUUGCAGCACAUUCUGUUGUCAGCUUGGGGGGAAACACAGACACCACAAAAUGAUGAAGCUUUUGUCUUAUGAUUGCACCCUCGACAGCAGUCUGCUUUUGAGUAUAUUUUUGCUACAGCACCUAAUUUGACUAUAUCAUGUGUAAGGUACAAGCAUUUCAAGUCAUUUUCUUCUUGCCAAUUUCAUUAUAUAUGAUAAACUCCGAUAGCUAAAUGACAAUGCUAUGUUAAGUUAAAUGUGAAAAUAAGCAAAGUGGCCAAAUAAGCCUGUCAUGCAGUUGUUAAACUGCAGCAGUGUGCUAUAUUUAUUAAUUUAUUUCAUUGUUUAGGGACUAAACGACAUACUUGAAAUAUAACAAAUGUGA
This is a messenger RNA of Ictalurus furcatus (blue catfish), 1091 nucleotides long. RefSeq names its product family with sequence similarity 72 member A (gene fam72a). Gene Ontology annotation, cellular component: cytosol. NCBI's taxonomy places the organism in Eukaryota, Metazoa, Chordata, Actinopteri, Siluriformes, Ictaluridae. The record is from RefSeq and is a predicted model, not a curated record. The transcript is spliced from 5 exons. Bases 208 to 651 code for a protein of 147 amino acids.